GUGAUUGCCGUGUGCCGUAUUUCCGAUUAGCGUCCACCUAAUACCUUCAUAUAUUAUUGAUAUGUCACGCCGGUGAGAAUUGUCGGAUUGACUGCCUCAGGCCUUCAGGGAAUUUACUAGAGAUGUCGUGUAGGUGACGCCGACAAAUUGACAACAUACCUAGGCAACAAUAUGACGAAUAAUGCACCUCUAGAGAUGUCUCGAGAUACUUCUCUAAAUACUCCACCAUGAUCUUCUACUGCCAGCACCAGUCGUUGAGGUAUACUCAGUAUGAAUCCCAAACGUCUCAGAGCUCAGUUUCGCUCUCUGGUGAAAGCUGUCUUCUCGCGACGUCCAUCCUGCCUCGUGCAGAGAAUCCCAACGGAACUGCUUGAUAUAAUUUUCGGCUUCCUGCCAAUACAAGAUCAGAUAUGCCUCGCGUUGAGCUGUAAAUCUCUCUACUUGUACUUUCGUUCAUUACUUAGAGAUGAAAACCUACAGCUGUCUCAGCUUCUUCCGUCUGCACCGCGACCGAUUCUGUGCACCAAGACCGACGUCAGAAAAAAUGGGCGUAGAAUACAACUCGUCCAGCGACUCGAGAAUAGAAAUUGGAAAUACUGUAGUGGAUGCUGGAAACUGCAUCGACGCCCUGCGUGGAUCACUCUAGACUGGAGGGACCUUUCUCAGAAACCACUCUGCAGGGCAUUCGCUUGCAAGGUUGAUAUUUGUCCCUGCAUGACCAUCACAUUCAAGGAUAUGCAAGACUUGAUAGGAACGAUAAAGGCUACGAAGAGAUCCGAGGACACCCCAAAAGUAUAUUUUAAUGGCAAUGCAUAUCGUCCAAGAAAGAAAGGAUUUUAUCCAGCUUUCCAGCACGAUUGCGUUUAUACAGAUCAUCCUUUCGCAUAUGUUAAGAUCGCCACUAUGUUUAGCUGGGACGACAAGGAUGAGUUUUUGGAGGUGAGAAGUUAUUAUACGAUUCAAAUACUCACUGAGAGGUUCUUGCAAACGCCAGACUCUUUGGGGAUAAAGACUCCUUUGAUAUGUCCACACAAGAACCUCAGGGAGUGGCUUAAACGAUUCUAUGCUGAGGCUGGGUCCAACUUUUCGGGUUGGCAUCGAGGUAUCACUUUUGGUAAAUCGUCAUGUAAUUGUAGAAAGACAGAACUUGGUGAUUCCCCACAAUUCUUUAAGACGUCUAUCGGACGAAUUCUAGGAGGAGACAAGCGGCCUAAUGGAAUUUGGAAAUAGCCUCUCAUUUGAUGCGAAACUUGGACCUUUGAGGGUCUUUUAGUGUUCAGUUGUGGUAGCUUCAUUGCU
Messenger RNA from Talaromyces proteolyticus, 1299 nucleotides. RefSeq lists its product as uncharacterized. The transcript has a single exon. NCBI's taxonomy places the organism in Eukaryota, Fungi, Ascomycota, Eurotiomycetes, Eurotiales, Trichocomaceae. Gene Ontology annotation, molecular function: protein binding. The record is from RefSeq and is a predicted model, not a curated record. Bases 271 to 1230 code for a protein of 319 amino acids.